GUAGUGUAGUCAUUACAUUUAUCAUUUCAAUUUAUUGUAUGUUCGGUCGUUCGCUGUGCUGUACGUAUAAAUUGUAUAGUGUGGAUUCGUCCAAUUAAAUUUUAUUUAGUUUUAUAAACGUCGCAGAGUUGUUUUGCAUUUUGUAAAAAAAUUUCAAUUCAAAUUUAACUAAACAAAAUGUCACUUUUACGUAUCGUAAGCAGUGAGCUUCGCCAUGCCAUCCAACGGAACUAUUCCAGUUCAACGGCUCCCACAACGAAAAUGUUCAUCGAUGGUAAAUUCGUCGAAUCCAAAGCCACAGAAUGGAUUGAUCUUCAUGAUCCGGCCACAAACGAUGUGAUCACUCGCGUACCAAAAUGCACACAAGGCGAAAUGGAACAGGCCGUCGAGUCAUCGAAAAAGGCUUACAAGUCAUGGAGUCAAACAUCGAUUCUGACGCGCCAACAAGUAAUGUUUAAGUUGCAACAAAUUAUUCGAGCCAAUAUGGGUGAACUGGCGAAGAGCAUAACAUCCGAACAGGGAAAAACGUUAAUCGAUGCUGAAGGAGACGUACUGCGUGGACUACAGGUCGUCGAGCAUAUGUGCAGCAUAACAAGUCUGCAAAUGGGAGAAGUUGUGCCAAACAUCGCCAAAGACAUGGACACAUACUCACACACGCUGCCAUUAGGUGUAACUGCCGGAAUUACUCCAUUCAAUUUCCCAGCAAUGAUUCCGUUAUGGAUGUUCCCCGUUGCCAUUACAUGCGGCAACACCAGCAUUAUUAAGCCAUCGGAACGGGAUCCAGGUGCGACAAUGAUGUUAAUGGAAAUGUUGAAUCAAGCUGGUUGUCCACCGGGUGUUGUGAAUGUCAUUCAUGGAGCACACGAUUCCGUAAACUUCAUCUGCGAUCAUCCCGCCAUCAAAGCGGUAUCGUUUGUUGGCUCCGACACAGCAGGCAAAUACAUUUACGAAAGAGCCGGCCGAAAUGGAAAACGAGUCCAAAGUAACAUGGGAGCAAAGAAUCAUGGUGUUAUAAUGGCUGAUGCGAACAAAGAACAUACGCUCAAUCAAUUGGCUGGCGCUGCUUUUGGUGCGGCUGGCCAGAGAUGCAUGGCAUUGUCAACAGCAAUUUUCGUUGGUGAUGCUAAGAAAUGGAUUCCAGAUCUCGUUGAACGAGCGCGCAAAUUGAAGGUGAAUGCUGGUCAUGUGCCCGGCACAGAUAUUGGACCGGUUAUCAGUCCACAAUCGAAAGAGCGAAUUUACAAAUUGAUUGAAUCAGGAGUGAAACAAGGCGCAAAAUUGGUGCUGGAUGGUCGUGGCAUUAAAGUGUCUGGAUUUGAGAAAGGCAACUUCGUAGGUCCGACCAUUCUCACCGAUGUUCAACCCAGUAUGGAAUGUUACACAGAGGAAAUUUUCGGCCCGGUGCUCGUAUGCUUAACCGUGGACACAUUCGAUGAGGCCAUUGAAAUGAUCAACAACAAUCCGUAUGGUAAUGGAACGGCCAUCUUCACAAACAAUGGUGCCACAGCUAGAAAAUUCGUCAAUCAAAUCGAUGUGGGCCAAGUGGGCAUCAACGUACCGAUUCCAGUUCCAUUGCCGAUGUUCUCGUUUACUGGAUCACGUGGCAGUUUCUUGGGCGACAAUCAUUUCUAUGGCAAGCAGGGAAUCAAAUUUUAUACACAAACCAAGACUGUUACGCAAUUGUGGCGAGAGGGUGACGUUACACACUCCGAUGCGGCUGUAGCUAUGCCAACAAUGAAGUAAAUUCGAUUUUUUUUGCUGGCUGCCUACAUCUUCCAUUUCGAACACACACACAACGUGCAUUUAUUGAUUUUUAAGUUUAA
This is a messenger RNA of Bradysia coprophila, 1823 nucleotides long. Its product is annotated as putative methylmalonate-semialdehyde/malonate-semialdehyde dehydrogenase [acylating], mitochondrial. Lineage: Eukaryota; Metazoa; Arthropoda; Insecta; Diptera; Sciaridae. Gene Ontology annotation, molecular function: methylmalonate-semialdehyde dehydrogenase (acylating, NAD+) activity. The record is from RefSeq and is a predicted model, not a curated record. Gene Ontology annotation, biological process: L-valine catabolic process; thymine catabolic process. Gene Ontology annotation, cellular component: mitochondrion.